Messenger RNA from Leptonychotes weddellii (Weddell seal), 3033 nucleotides. Lineage: Eukaryota; Metazoa; Chordata; Mammalia; Carnivora; Phocidae. The record is from RefSeq and is a predicted model, not a curated record.
UCUCGCAAAGCCGCAGCCGAGUCCCGUGGGUUCGGGAAACUGUAGCCCCGCUCUCCGCGCGUCCCCGUCCCCCCGUGGCCCCGGCCCCGGCCAUGAAGCGCUUCUUCUCCUGCUCCAGCUCACAGGUGGCGGUGGAGAGAUGGAACCGCCGUGAUCAGAAGCUGCUGGAGGCGGUGCAGCGGGGGGAUGUGGGGCGCGUGGCGGCCCUGGCCUCGAGGAAAUCGGCCCGACCCACCAAGCUGAACUUGAAUGGCCAGUCCCCGUUCCAUCUGGCAGCCUCCAAAGGCCUGACAGAAUGUCUAACCAUACUGCUUGCGAACGGGGCUGACAUCAACAGCAAGAAUGAGGACGGCAGCACUGCCCUGCACCUGGCCACCAUCUCUUGCCAGCCACAAUGUGUCAAAGUCCUGCUGCAGGUAAGAGCAACCUCUCAAUACUGCUCUUAUGAAGGGAAGAAGGGGGCCCAGAAUCUUCUAACUUGGUCUUGUAGUCAUAUGCAAUCUUUGGUCAAAUGGACCGCUCUCAUCCCCAGUAAGAGAAGUGGUCAGGGGCUUGUUCAACAUCCAGAUCCUGCCUCCCAGGCCUCUCCAUGUGAGCUUCAGGAGGGUUCUCCACCUAAGAGCCCGGGGAGAGCCGAGCCCCGGGAGGAGCAGGACGAAGAGGAAGAGGAAGACCCAUGCUCAGAUGAGUGGAAGUGGAGGUAUGAAGAGGAGCAGAGGAAGGUUUCUCAGUUGGAGCAAGAGCUAGUGCGAAAGACUGAAGAGGCGAAGGCUCAAGCUGCAGCCUACCUGGGCCUGGAGAACCAGAUUCGAGAGCAGGCGCGGGAGCUGGGGCUCCUCCUAUCUCAAGAGCCUGGAGCUCCGGGAGGGCAGGGCUCUAGGGCCCGGCCCGGGGGAGAUGGCAUGGAGCAGGGCUGUCCCUUGGGCCUGCUGGCCGAGCGCAUUCAAGACCUAAGGAAGCAGCAGUGGGCAGCCAGGCUGGUAUCAGCGUCUAAGAAGGCUGGGGAUUCAGCCUCAGGGGCGACUCAGCGUGAAAGCCACGGAAGGUUCCAGCCAGAAGACCAAGAGGCGCCCCAGAGCCCAAGGUGGGAGACUGCUGUGAGAGCCACAGGACAGCAGCUGAGCAGCAACGGGGGACAGGCCCCAGGGCCUGAGCAUACUGACAAGCCACCAGCCGGUCUGAAAGAGAGGCCCCAGGCGCCAGGGGCGGACCCAACAGGCACAGUGGCAGAGCCCGGGGCAGCCAUGACCUGGCUCCUGCUACAACUGAGUGAGGAGCUGGCUGCCGUGUGGCGAGAAAAGGAUGCUGCCUGGGGGGCUCUGUCCAGACCCGUCCUGGAGGGGGCUCUGGGGACGCCGCGGGCUGAGGCGGCAGCAGCUGCCUGGGAGAAGAUGGAGGCCAGGCUGGAGCAGGUGCUGGUGAGGCUGGAUCGGGCAAAGGCAGGAUUACAGGCCCCUGCCCAGGAGCCCAGACAGCGAGCCCCAAAGGCAGGCCCAGCGACCAUCCCCAAAGAGAAUGAAGGGAGGGAGAAGAGGGCUCCUGGGGCCCGCGGAGAGCCUCUGGGGGUCCCUGGAGGGGAACGGAUGCCCGGCGGAGGUCUGGCAAAGGGACAGCUGGAGAGGGAGGUCGCAGCCCUGAGACGGAGCAACGGUGACUUGCUGGAGGAGCUGGGGGAGCUGGGGCAGGAGAGGCAGCGGUUGCAGGGGGAGCUGCAGUCCCUGAGCCAGCGGCUGCAGCGGGAUUUCGUUCCCAAGCCAGAGGCGCAGGUCCAGCUGCAGCAGCUGCGGCGGAGUGUGGGGCUGCUGACGGAUGAACUGGCCAUGGAGAAGCAGGCCACCGAGAAGCUGCGGAAGCGCCUGGCCUCCCAGAGCAGUGGCCUCCAAGGGCUGUGGGACUCCCUGCCGCCAGACCUGGUGGGCAAGGCGGGCGCGGGGCGCGCGGCGGCGGAGCGCCUGGAGGAGCUGCAGGCCGGCAUCGGCGCCCUGGUGGAGCGGCACCGCGAGGCCGGGAAGGCGCUGGCUCGCCUGGAGGAGGAGAACCAGCAGCUGCGGGGGCCCCCCGCCCCACGCGGGCAGCCGGGCACCUUGUCGGAGGCCCCAGCACCCCUCCAGGUGGCCGCUCUGGAGCAAGACCUGGGGAAGCUGGAGGAAGAGCUGCGGGCCGUCCAGGCCACGAUGAGCGGGAAGAGCCAGGAGAUCGCGAAGCUGAAGCAGCUGCUCUACCAGGCCACCGAGGAAGUGGCCGAGCUGCGCGCCCGGGAGGCGGCCGGCCUGCGGCAGCACGAGAAAACUCGGGCCUCGCUGGUGGCCCAGGCCCAGGCUUGGGGCCAGGAGCUGAAGGCUCUGCUGGAGAAGUACAACGCGGCGUGCCGGGAGAUGGGGGAGCUGCGCGAGGCUGUGGCUGAGGAGCGCCGCCGCAGCGAGGACCUGGCGGCGCGCGCGGCCGAGCAGGAGCGCCAGGCCGCCGAGAUGCGCGCGCGCUCCCAGCAGUUUGAGAAGACCGCCGAGCAGUUCAAAGACAAGGUGGACCACCUCAUCGCGGCUUGCCGGGACAAGGAGGCCAAGAUCAAGGAAUUGUUGAAGAAGCUGGAGCAACUUUCAGCGGAGGUCUUAGCAGUUCGGGGAGAAAAUGCUCGCCUUGCCCUGCAGCUGCAGGAUUCCCAAAAGAACCACGAAGAGAUCAUCUCCACCUAUAGGAACCAUCUGCUGAAUGCUGCUCAGGGCUACAUGGAACAAGAUGUGUACAAUAUCUUGCUGCGCAUCCUCAGCAUCCAGGCGGAGUGAGGCAGCUGGUGCCCUGAGGGACGUGCGAGUUCUCUGUGGGAGUAAGAGCGUCCCUGGUUGCCAGAGACUCCACCAGGCUGUGGAGGAGGGCGGGGCUGGGGGGGGGCAGGUGGUGGGGAUGGGGGCGUGGGGUUUCACCUGACAUUAUGGACCCCAGACCUGAGAACCUGAAGCCUGGAAUCAGCACUGAUGAGACCAGAGGAGGUGCACAUGGAGGCCAGCUCUAUGGAAAAUAAAGCAGGAGACAGUG